This is a messenger RNA of Polyodon spathula (Mississippi paddlefish), 3847 nucleotides long. Its product is annotated as protein BEAN1-like. Bases 421 to 1374 code for a protein of 317 amino acids. Gene Ontology annotation, molecular function: protein binding. The transcript is spliced from 6 exons. The record is from RefSeq and is a predicted model, not a curated record. NCBI's taxonomy places the organism in Eukaryota, Metazoa, Chordata, Actinopteri, Acipenseriformes, Polyodontidae.
UAAGGACUAGCGGCAGGAAGCACUGUGCUCUUUCUGUGUCGCUCUGAUCAAUGUUCUUUCUUAGCUCAAGGAGGCAAGAUAGGAGACAUGCAAAUGCAAGGAAGAAGAGACUAGCGUGACAAGGACUCGUCAUUUCGGGAAUACUCUUCGCCGAAGUGGAAACAAAAAAUACAGUUUACGAUUAAACGGGUUUAUUUGCAAUUUGCAUAUGGCAUUUGAGCAUGAAUUUGAAAAGGCUCUCGACGAGCAUUUAGUCCAGCAGCAGGACGCGGCGUUGAUGGUGGUUGGUGUAAAUAAUCAUUAUCAAAACGGGAAUGCUUCAAAGAAAAAUUAAAUGGGGAAAAAAAAACUGUUCUUUUUUUCUGCCAGUUGCCUCUUUAUAAAUGAAACCUGGUAGGCCGAAGUUGUUAUCUGAAGUUUAUGGAGAUAAUAUUUUACCUGUGUUCAGCUCUCUUUCUCCCUAUCCCCCCAGUCGCUGGCAGCUCAUUCCGAAACGGAGUUAGCAGCAACUACUCCAGCACCUAUGAGAAGAACAUCCUCCCAUGCCGAAAGGAGGAGCUCCAGUGUGGAAAGGGGCUGUGCCUCGUUAACUGGUUGAUAUGUCACUAUAAGAAAGACUGUGGCAGGGAGUUGAUGUCGAUCAAAUUGAUCUGCUCAGAAGUGAGCUCGAACCAGAGCGGUCUGGUCAAUGAGUACCCCAACUACAGGGAGGGCGGCAGCGAGGCCAGCCUGCUGGUGUCGCCCCUGGUGGUUGCGGGCAUCGUCAUCGGCCUGGUGCUCUUCCUGUCUUGCGUCACCAUCAUCAUUGGCAGCCUACGGAAAGACAGCCGGCUCCACAACCCCCACCUGCGCACAGAGGCCAACUACGCUCCUGAUGGCUUUUCGUACAGGAGCUCUAUCGGGGAGCUGAGGUCAGCUUGUAUAGAAGAAUUCCCGCCAGCCUUCGAUUUCGAUUCCUACAUGGAGACGUUGUCCCAAGUCAACGUGAUGUACCCUGACUCUCCACCCCUCUACGAGGAAUGCGUGGGGCCCGGUGCGACGCAGAUAUACAUCCCCACAGAUGACCCUCCCCCUUACUCUCUGAACGACCCCUGUCAAAGGAAUGAGACCCAACCACUGCAUACCAGCUUGGAAAUGGAGGAGCUGAUGGAGGAGGCCUCGUGGGUGACAGGAAGUGCCUCCGGGUAUCCAAUCAGAUUGCAGGAAAUCAGGCAGCAGCCUAUCUCUUCCAUCUCACUCCCCCUGGAGGAGGCACCUCCUUACGAGGUCGUCGUCUCCAACCAGAACCUGCCCCUCCCUAUGAUCCCACUGGACCUGCUCAAGCAAACAGCCCCCAAGUACCAUCAGCAACCCAUUAUCCACAGUAUCCUGUAAAUACUGUACCCCGAGACACUCCUACAGCAAAGUUUGUUUUGUUUGGGUUUUGUGUCUAGUUUACAGAAAGUCCAGAGAAAAGGUGCAGUUAUGGUUAUUUACCCCUGGAAUUAUCUAUAUCAAGAAGCUUUAACCUUGUGCAUCCCUGUAUCCAGUCUAUUUUCUGAUACUGCACGAUACUCUGCUACACUGCUCUCUCAUGUCAACAAUCUGCUUGACGAGGUGAAGGUAGAGGCGGAGGGCUUUUCAGAUUGCUGACAUUUUGUUUGGGUGGUUCUGUAUACAGUUUUCUGAAUGUUUACGAGAUUGAAGUGACUCGGCGCAAUUGUCUAGGAUCUUCUUUUGCCAGUCCAGAACCUUUGUUGUACUCAGCGGCCUGGCAAUUUCAGACACUUUAAUUUCACAGAGCUUCCAGAAGAGGGCAGUGUGGAAUAGUUUUUCGACCCAAAAGCGACUGUUUCAGAAUGGUAACAAGCACAGUGAAGGAAGUCUGGACUGGUUCCAGCUAAAUACAAGAACACUUUUCAACUGGGUAAACUGCAUAUCGGCUAUGCUUAUUGCCCUAAAUAUAGCAUACAAAAUUGUCUUGGAAAUUAUCCAAAAAUCUGUUGUAGCAAAACAAUUCGACAAGACCGAAUAAAUAUUCGAUGUGUAAGGCCAGAUGUGCUGAGUUUUGAUACCAGUAUUGAGAAUACCAUAUAGACAUUAUAGUCUGUGGCUUAUCGCAUAAUAUCUCUAAAACUCUGAACUCCUUACAUGACAAGGUAUUUUGAGGGGUAGGAUUCUAUUUCCCUCAGUGCCUAGUUUUUGAAGGAUUUAGCGUUGCAAAGCUUCACAAAGUUGAGAAGCAUAAGCAGUUACAAAAAAUCUUAAUUGAUGUAUGGUAUUAGCACUAAAGUACUUUAACAUUCUUGGUAGACUGUUAGGCCAGUUGCCUCUUCGAUAGAUUAAUUUAAACAAUAGAGAGAGUGUGUCAAAAUCAAUAUGGACGGUACAACAAUUAGGAAAAUGCGAUGCCCAUAUGCAAAACAACUGAGUUUUGCAGUGUAAUUGCAGGGCAUGUUGUUUACUCUGUAGGUCAAUAGAGAACCUCUUUAUUUUCUGACAUUCUUAUACAUCUUAAACUGCAGUUGAAGGAGUGGAGGUAAACCACAUUCCAACUGCAUCCCACAAUUCUUAGCUGCACUGCCUUUGCCGUGUAGCUCAUAACCAGAAUUAAAAUACUAAAGAGUAGCAAAGGAUAUUACCCUCAGUGAGGGUCCCUUAGCAAUUCAGCAAACACCCAGGGCUGGCAUUAUUCUAGACAUUCGUAAUAAGAAAGUUCUGUUGUACGAGUCUGGUGGAUGUUGAGUGUUAUUAAAAUUAACUCAACUCCCCCAUCACCGCUGUUAUAACCAAUUCCACUUUCUUCAACAGCUCCCCCAUAGAGGUUAUAUAAACCAUGAAUAGAUAUUUAUUAGUCAGGACAGAAAUUAAACUGUGAUCAAAUCUACGUGGUGUAUAACAUUUUGUUUAUGUGUUUGAAAUGGUCUGCUACCAGCAGCACACCUGCCUAGUAUAGAGUUUACCAUCAUAACCAAUUCUGGAGUCUUUGUCUUUUCUGCACGUCUGAUGCGCAGUGUUGUAUCAAAACUAUCAUCCUUCUUACUCAGAAUUCAGACUAGUGUUAUUAUUCACCACAUGGACUAACUGUAUUUCAACCUGACAACCUGGUUUGUGUGUUUAGUAUAGAGGGGAGUUAUACUGUAUCAUCUGAGUGCAGUGUCACCCAUUGCCAUCAGCUGCAUCACUGCCCAUUGAAAAGUAACUGCAGUGUAGUGUACAGUGAAUGUGUAUUAAACUGAAUUUGCAGUUACCUGACUGAGAGUACCUAGCUGGAAUUUACUGGGCUUGACCUAUUAGCACAGACAUGCAUUGGUUAAUGUUUGCUACACACACACCAAGCAUUGCUAAUAUUCUCUUAACUAGUGGUAUUAUAAUUCUAAGAACUUAUUUCAAUAUUUCAACAUGUUGGUCCAUGAUUGUUUUGUUUCUUAUAGUAGUACUACAAUAAAAUGUUGUACUGGUGUUGUAGUAUGUUUUGCCACUGUCAGAUUAAAUUAACAUGGUCAUGUCAAGCAACUUUUCAAAUAGUUGUCCCAGCACCAAAUUGUAACUGCUGUUUAACACCACUUGUUAUAGUGCUGUCUGCAAUCGAAACAAAGGUAAAUUGCAGUCCAGUUAUUGGUAGAUUAUACCAGCAUCACUGCAGUUUAUUUUCUUGUGGGUUUACAUUGUUACAUAUCCCAGCACACGCCAAGGACAAGAGGAAGGCAUGUACACUCCAUGUAUUGUGUGUCUCUAUUUCUAUGGUCAAUUAUUGUUAUUAGUAAUAAUGACGCUUGUUUCCUAUUAACGGAAUCGUACGUGUAUUUUCAUGGUUUGUAUUAGAGCUUUUCUUCCUUUCUUAUACUCUGGAAAAUAAAUAUUUAAG